ACAACUAUGAUAUAUUGGAUAUGACAAAGCUCUGUUUCUAUCUAAUACAUAAAUUCCAUCUCACCUCUUAACAAAACAACCGGCAAGAAAGUUAAGACCAACAUUUACCGACCGCCCCUACGGCCCUUAAGAAUUAUACACACGGCUGGGAGGAUAAACAUCCAAGGCUGGGCAGAGCCCCUGUCUUGUCGGAUAAACCCCCCCACCGAACCCACUCGAAUCCAAUCCGACCCAUCAAAACGAACAUGCUUUCGAAUAUUCCUCUGCCAUUUCCCCAUUUUAAACCCCGAAACCCAUAAUUCUUCAACCUGUCUUUUUUCAUCAUGAACUACUCGGUUUCUUCUUCUCUCUCCGACCAACUUCACCUCCUUGGAAAAGCCGAGGUUUUUAAACUCCAUGGUCGUGAUAGAGCUGGCCGCAAUGUCUUCCUCAUUGUUGGAAAACACUUUCCAGCUCGGUUCGUGAGCACCCAGGCUGUGAAUCUCUAUCUGAAGGAUAAGAUUUUCCCCUUCGUCAAAGAUGGGCCCUUCACGUUGGUGUACAUUCACACAGAUGUUCACUGGACAGAGAAUUUCCCUGGAAUCUCCAAUCUCAAGGCAAUCUAUGAGUUCAUUCCAACAAACAUUAAGAACAACCUUAAAGCUGUUUAUUUUGUCCACCCCGGUUUGCAGGCUCGUCUGUUCUUCGCCACUGUCGGCCGCCUAAUUCUGGGCGCCGAGCUGUAUAACAAAGUGAAAUAUGUGAAAAGAGUGGAGUUUCUAUGGGAGUAUGUUAGAAGGAAAGAGAUAGAGUUACCGGAGUUUGUGUAUGAUCAUGAUGAGAAAUUGGAGUUCUGUCCUGUGAUGGACUCUGGCUUGGAAAGUGAUUAUCUCAGGCUCUUCUCCGCCUCGCCGUCUGUGGAUUCUGCGGUUUCUACGUACUCCUCCAUGAGGUGUUUUGCUUGAUGGUGAAGACUCAAUGAUGGAGUUGGGAUACAUGGGUCUUUUUGGGUUUUGUUGUAGGAGUUCUUUUGGUAGUAUUGGUAGUAAAUAUUGUGAGUAGGGACUUUCCGUAGGCAAAGUUAAAAGGUUUAUGAGCUUUCCUUAUAAAGAAACAAAUAUAAAGGCAGAUGAUUCUUCUGAACUCA
This is a messenger RNA of Cucurbita maxima (winter squash), 1126 nucleotides long. RefSeq names its product protein GDAP2 homolog. The record is from RefSeq and is a predicted model, not a curated record. The transcript has 3 exons. Lineage: Eukaryota; Viridiplantae; Streptophyta; Magnoliopsida; Cucurbitales; Cucurbitaceae. The coding region runs from base 324 to 944 and encodes 206 amino acids.